This is a messenger RNA of Clarias gariepinus (North African catfish), 1459 nucleotides long. RefSeq names its product GTPase IMAP family member 4-like. Gene Ontology annotation, molecular function: GTP binding. The record is from RefSeq and is a predicted model, not a curated record. The transcript has 2 exons. NCBI's taxonomy places the organism in Eukaryota, Metazoa, Chordata, Actinopteri, Siluriformes, Clariidae. Bases 111 to 725 code for a protein of 204 amino acids.
CUUGAUUUGUAACAUACAGCAUGUUCUUUUAGAAAUUAGAGGACUCUCCUAACCUUCAUCUAUCAAACCUGUAGCUUUAUACUUACUGUAAAACAAAAACUUAAGGAAAUAUGUCAAUGGCUGAAAAAGAAGCAGAUCAUGUAAAGAUUGUAUUGCUGGGUGGACGUUGGGGAGGAAAAAGUUCCUCUGGAAACACCAUCCUAAAUAAAGAAGUGUUUGGAAUCUGUGAACAUACAGAAGUCUGUGCGAUGGAGACGAACAAAAUUGCAGGCAUGCAAGUCAGCGUGGUUGACACGCCAAGUUGGAACUGGGUUUGUGCAGAAUCCUCUUCAGAUGAACUUAAGCAGGAACUGAAGCGCAGUGUUGAGAUGCUUGGUGAAGGGACCCAUGCCUUUCUACUGGUUUAUCCAUUAGGGGCUGCAUUUUUAAAGAGACACAAAAUUGCCGUAGAAGAGCACUUGGAGCUUUUGGGUGCUGAUGUCUGGGACCACACCAUGGUCUUGUUCUCUCGGGGGGAUUGGCUAGGAGAAGUCACUAUUGAGCAGCAUAUUCAGGAAGCAAAAGGAGAAUUGAAGUGGUUGCUGGAUCAGUGUAAGAAUAGGUAUCAUGUUCUUAAUAAUAAGGUGAAGACCAAUGAGAUGCAAGUUAUUGAACUUUUGGAGAAGAUCCAAAGGAAUAUUCGAGGAAAACGAAAGAGGAGCAGGGUUGACCCACCCCUGUUUUAGACCUUGUAUUUUAGAAGUAUUAGCGCUGUUUCAUGUCCAAAAAAAGUAUUCCAUGAGAUGACAUAUGACUUGGAUAUGCUUUGCUAAAAGUAUAUGUAGGUUCUUAUGGUCAGUGUAGGUUUUAUUUACACUUAUAAACAACACUUCUAAAAACCACGGUCACUUGCAAGUUUAUUUUAAUAUUGUAUGAAGGUGUAGGGUGCUACAGUGAUUUACACAGACCUCAACACUGAUUGUGAUUCCUGUUCAUACUGAUUUGUAAAACUCCUGGGCCAACAGUCGUAGACUAUGUUCACCAAUCAUUUUAGAGAUGCACUUUGUUUAAAAAAACAUGUAUAUUCAUUCAUCUUCUAUAACUCUAGGGGUUUGCAGGGAGCCUGUAGCCUAUUCCAGGAAAUCUUAGACACAAGGCAGGGUACACCCAGGACACACACCACACACUCAUUCACACACUAUGCACCAAAGUUUUGGAAUGCCAGUUUACCUAAUCUGCAUCUCAUUCGACUGUGGGAGGAAACCGGAGCACUCAGAGAAAACCCACCAAUCCCUGGUACCGCGACUGCAUCACAGCUGUGCUGAUAUUCAGUACAACAGCACUCCCUUUUGUAUGAUAUUGCUUAAAUCAUGUAUACAGUAGGUUUACAAUUCACAAACUUAGUUUUUAAAGUUGAGUGCAUGGGUAUCUAACAGGGAAAAAUAAAUCAUAUAAACUGCCUGAUUAAAUUGUGGUGAGC